AUGAAUAAAACCGAACACCAAAAAGAACUCUUAAAGAAAAUCCAGCCCGGAGUUAAACCUAGUGAUUUAAAGAAAACCCGCACCAAAACCAAGCCUAAGGAAGUUUUACCACCGCCUAUUGUCCAAGACGAAGGAUACGGAAGUGAUACCCCUUCAAAGCCAACUAAACCAGAAAGGGUUCCUAGCAUACCUACUCCCCCACCUUUGCCUAACAGCUCAAUCCUCGCCCUCCAAAAACAAAUUGAACUUCACCGCGAAAUCAAAAAAGCUGAUGAAAAGAAAAAACAAGAAUUAGCCGAGCAAGUAAAAAGCUUGGAAAAGAAAAUCCAAACUAUUAUCAAACUAGCCGGGGAAGAGAAAAAGGAAUAUGAGAAAACUAUUGAAGAGUUAAAAAAGCCCACUAAAACCCCAAUAAAUACCCCGCCAAACUUAAAAACCUUCCUCUGCUCCGAUUGCCAACAAACUAAACCGCAUCCAGAACUAAGCCGCCAAUUCGGUAAGUUCUCUUUUUGUCUGGCUUGCUCCAAAAAAGCCCGUGUCCAAGCUCAGCAAGAAAAAACCAAACCCCAACCCUCAGACUUUACCUGCCACACUUGCCAGCAAACUAAAAACGAAAUACCAAACAAAAUGAAACUAGAUAAAACCCUUCAAGCCUACCUCAUUUGUUCCGCUUGUAAACCAACCCUUAAAGAAUUCAACGAAGCCGACCUAAUCACCGACGAUUUAUGA
This is a messenger RNA of Funneliformis geosporum, 729 nucleotides long. NCBI's taxonomy places the organism in Eukaryota, Fungi, Glomeromycota, Glomeromycetes, Glomerales, Glomeraceae. The record is from the annotation of a GenBank genome assembly.